GAGCACGGAGAUCUGUACUUGCGGUGCAGUCAGAGGAUUUUCCUUCUCUUCAGAAGAGGAGUGUGUGAAAGUCAUCCUGUGCGGCUGCAUGGUUGACUGAGCUGCAGUGGAACAUCUGGUGCACAUUUAAGUCCAAGGCCCUUUGACCUUUAUUCCUCACAUCCCAUCUUGAGUGUGAUCUGGAGGGAUGGAAGAGGACGAUGUGGGUUCAUACCCCCAGGUGUUUGUGGUGGACAGCCAAGCCAACCAUGUAUCCAUGUCCAGCGGGAAGAAACUGAGAUGGGUGAGAGCAGGCCAAAAGUUUCUUCACCUGCUGGUGGGACUCGCCCUGUUGGGACUUGUUGUCGAGGGAUGUUUCAUCUACAGUCUGUACAAACAAACGGAGGAACUUUCCCUCUGUAAGUCUCACCCUCUCUGCCAGAACCUGUCUAAUUCCCAAACCUCUAGCCAGCAGGGUGGCAACAUAAUGAGUCAAGUGGGAGCUAAAGAGUCCAAUGAGAUUCCCACGGUGCGACCAAAUCUGGAACAUGUCCAACAGAGACCCUUUGCUCAACUGAUAGGCUCCGACACUUUAAAAGGGGAGGGCAGUUUGGUGCUGUGGGAAAAUAGCGAAACCGUAACCUACAACAUGGGCUACAAAAACGGCCGGUUGUUGGUCGAGGAGGACGGUUACUACUACCUCUACUCCAAAGUGACAUUAAAUGCUGCACAGGAGUGUUCGCUUAUCCAGCACAAGGUCAUGAGAAACACCAGUGCCUAUGACGCUCCUAUAGAACUUAUGAAAUCAAAAAGUAACCGAUGCUUCCGGAAAUCUACGAGGGCAAAUCAUUCAAAUGAGGAGGUUCUGUGGAACAGCUUUCUGGCUGGGAUCUUCCACCUGCAGAGCACAGACAAAGUUUUUGUCACAUUGGAAAAUAAAGAUAAGAUGCGUCCAGGACCUACUGACAAUCUUAUGGGAGCAUUUAUGAUAUUUCCAGGCAAUAUUAAUAAAUAAUACCCUCUGUCCCACGUCAUGAUCAGAA
Cottoperca gobio is the source of this 1022-nucleotide messenger RNA. Its product is annotated as tumor necrosis factor ligand superfamily member 14-like. Gene Ontology annotation, molecular function: tumor necrosis factor receptor binding. The record is from RefSeq and is a predicted model, not a curated record. Gene Ontology annotation, biological process: immune response. The transcript has 8 exons. Gene Ontology annotation, cellular component: membrane. The coding region runs from base 188 to 994 and encodes 268 amino acids. Lineage: Eukaryota; Metazoa; Chordata; Actinopteri; Perciformes; Bovichtidae.